This is a messenger RNA of Alternaria ethzedia, 942 nucleotides long. RefSeq lists its product as uncharacterized. Lineage: Eukaryota; Fungi; Ascomycota; Dothideomycetes; Pleosporales; Pleosporaceae. Bases 1 to 942 code for a protein of 313 amino acids. The transcript is spliced from 3 exons. The record is from RefSeq and is a predicted model, not a curated record. Gene Ontology annotation, molecular function: oxidoreductase activity; iron ion binding. Gene Ontology annotation, biological process: lipid biosynthetic process.
AUGGAUGUCGCUCUGGAACUCCUGGAUCCUCUUGUCCUGGACAAAGCCUACGCAUGGGCUCUCCCCUCGCCCGGCUUCAGCGUAGCCAAUUCUUCGUUUUCAGACUUUUCGGCCGCUAGCACAGCGCCUGCGUCCCAAUGGCCACGCGACAACAUUUACCGUCAGAUUAUAUCGAUUCUCGUCAUUACUCAGCUCGGCGCAACUUCUCUCUACCUCUUUUUCAGCUCUCUGUCCUACUACACUGUCUUUGAUCGCCGGCUCGAGUACCACCCACGCUUCUUGAAGAACCAAGUCUCCCAAGAGAUCAAAUCAUCGCUCUUCGCCAUCCCCUUCAUCAACCUUUGUACCCUGCCUAUUUUCCUCGCUGAAGUGCGCGGCCACAGCUUGAUCUAUACCAACACAAGCGAAUAUGGCUGGCCCUGGCUGGUGGCUUCAGCCGCUCUGUACAUGGCUUUCAAUGAUUUUGCCAUCUACUGGAUUCAUCGCCUAGAACAUCACCCCAGCGUGUACAAGUACAUCCACAAGCCACACCACAAAUGGAUUGUUCCUACACCAUGGGCUGCGCUAGCGUUCCACCCGCUUGAUGGGUUCGUUCAGUCAUUGCCAUACCACAUCUUUGUUUUCAUCUGUCCAAUGCAGAGACAUCUGUACAUGGUUCUCUUUGUUGCUGUCCAGAUCUGGACAAUCUUCAUUCACGAUGGCGAUAUGAUUACCGGCCAUUGGACAGAGAAGUGGCUCAACAGCCCCGCCCAUCACACUUUGCAUCACAUGUACUUCACAGUCAACUACGGACAGUACUUCACAUGGGCCGACACCUACUUCGGCUCUCACAGGGCACCACAGCCAGAGUUGGACCCUAUUCACGAUGCGCUCAAGGUUAUGCGUGCGAAGGGCCUAGUGGAUGAGCAGGGCAACCCCAUCAAGCACGCCAAGAAAGAGUAG